Miscanthus lutarioriparius is the source of this 423-nucleotide messenger RNA. The record is from the annotation of a GenBank genome assembly. Lineage: Eukaryota; Viridiplantae; Streptophyta; Magnoliopsida; Poales; Poaceae.
AUGCGCGUGCUUCUUUGUUGCUCUCCCGGUGGCGGUGGGCAUGCAGGUCGCAUCGCCACGGGCGAGCUCGUGACGGCGCUGCGCUCCCUGGGCCAGAACGUGGACGAGGCAGAGGCGCGGCGCUUCCUGGAGGACGCGGGCGCGGGCGCCGGCGCCACCAUCGACCUCGCGGCGUUCCUGGCCGUGGCGGCGCGCAAGAUGGGCGCCAGGCAGUCGGAGGAGCGCCUCGCCGAGUGCUUCGACGUGUUCGACGACGCCCGCAGCGGGUCCAUCCCCGCGGAGCAGCUGCGGCAGGUGAUGGUGAGCCACGGCGACCGGCUCACGGAGGAUGAGGCCGACGCGAUGCUCCGCGAGGCCGACCCGACCGCCGAGGGCCGCGUCGAGUACAAGCACUACGUCAAGGUGCUGCUCAGGGACAAGUAG